UCUCCUCUAUCCAAACCCUCGCCGCCGCCGCCGCAACUCCACUCUCUCGCCACCCCGGCGUAACCCUAGCCCCAAUCCCCAUCCACCAUGGCAGAGCGCGGAGGCGAGCGCGGUGGGUUCGGCCGCGGCGGCGACCGCGGCGGGUUCGGCCGCGGCUUCGGUCGUGGCGGGCGAGGCGACCGCGGCGGGCGCCGUGGGGGCCGGCGCGGUGGGCGCCAGCAGGAGGAGGAGAAGUGGGUGCCCGUCACCAAGCUCGGGCGCCUCGUGAAGGAGGGCAAGUUCCGCAAGAUCGAGGAGAUUUACCUCCACUCGCUUCCCGUCAAGGAGCACCAGAUCGUGGAGACCCUCGUGCCGGGGCUCAAGGACGAGGUGAUGAAGAUCACCCCCGUCCAGAAGCAGACCCGCGCCGGGCAGCGCACGCGGUUCAAGGCUUUCGUCGUCGUCGGCGACAACGACGGCCACGUCGGGCUCGGGGUCAAGUGCGCCAAGGAGGUUGCCACGGCCAUCCGUGGCGCCAUCAUCCUCGCCAAGCUCUCGGUCGUGCCCGUCAGGAGGGGCUACUGGGGGAACAAGAUCGGCCAGCCGCACACCGUGCCCUGCAAGGUCACGGGCAAGUGCGGGUCCGUCACCGUGCGCAUGGUGCCGGCGCCCAGGGGGUCCGGGAUCGUCGCUGCGCGCGUGCCCAAGAAGGUGCUCCAGUUCGCUGGCAUCGAGGACGUGUUCACCUCGUCACGCGGCUCCACCAAGACCCUUGGCAACUUCGUCAAGGCAACCUUUGAUUGUCUUAUGAAGACCUAUGGCUUCCUUACUCCUGAGUUCUGGGCUGAGACCAGGUUUGUGAAGACCCCGUACCAGGAGUACACGGACUUGUUGGCUAAGCAGACUAAGGGGCUUAUGAUCGAGGCACCUACCGAGACGGUAGAAGCUUAAAACCUGUUGGAGUUCAGUGUUCCGAAAGAAGUUUGCAUGCAGUAGAAAACUUGGUUUCUUAUCUUCUUUGUGCAACUUAUUUGUUAAUGUGUCGCCUAUCUCAUUUUCGAAUUAUAGAACCUUAAGGUAUGCUCCUAAGGAUAUUUGGAUGUUCUGUUCUUGUGUUUUUGCCGCUUGAGUAUAGCUUUUGAGCUUGCCUGCUA
Messenger RNA from Phragmites australis (common reed), 1133 nucleotides. Its product is annotated as small ribosomal subunit protein uS5x-like. Gene Ontology annotation, biological process: translation. Gene Ontology annotation, molecular function: structural constituent of ribosome; RNA binding. NCBI's taxonomy places the organism in Eukaryota, Viridiplantae, Streptophyta, Magnoliopsida, Poales, Poaceae. Bases 88 to 930 code for a protein of 280 amino acids. Gene Ontology annotation, cellular component: ribosome; cytosolic small ribosomal subunit. The transcript has 2 exons. The record is from RefSeq and is a predicted model, not a curated record.